Penicillium taxi is the source of this 1104-nucleotide messenger RNA. RefSeq names its product nucleic acid-binding protein. Gene Ontology annotation, molecular function: RNA binding. The transcript is spliced from 3 exons. Lineage: Eukaryota; Fungi; Ascomycota; Eurotiomycetes; Eurotiales; Aspergillaceae. The record is from RefSeq and is a predicted model, not a curated record. The coding region runs from base 1 to 1104 and encodes 367 amino acids.
AUGCGCAUGAAUUUGCACCUAUCCCGCUCAAACCACCUGCUAACAUGGCGCAUUCUCAAGGCACUCACUCCACCGAGCAACAUCACGGCUGCUCGUAUCAUCAAUAUCCUCCGCAGCCACCUCUCUGAAGAGAAGGUGUCGGCCAAAGAGGAGGUACCGGCACUGCUGAUGGAGGAGGAACUUGAGCGAUCUCAGUGGGAAGUAGUAACGAGGGAAGAACCGGUUCAUCUCCCAAAACCAACAUACGACCGGGAAUCCAUUUCAAAAUAUCUCGACAAAAAUAAAAAGGACCUCAUAUACAAUCCCAAAGAUGUGGCAGACCUCAUGAACGAUGCCAAAGAUGAUUCGACAGACAUCUUGAAAAAUGCCAAAGAUAUCACCCAAACUGAUUCAGCCACUAUGGCAACCAUUCCAUUCGAUCCGAACGAGUUUGAGGGACAAGAAGAGUGGAAGAAAGAGCCAAGUUGGUUUGGAUAUCAAAAGGCAAAGCGCGCCUUGCGCCACUCUAUCAUAGAAUAUAGGAAAAAUCCCCCAUCGGAGAAUGUGUAUAUCGGGAAUCUAUUCUACGAUAUCACUGCCGAGGAUUUACGGACAAAAAUGGAGCAGUUUGGAACGGUGAUGCAUACGAGUAUUGUUCAUGAUAACCGGGGAAUUAGUAAAGGAUUUGGCUAUGUCCAAUUUGCAACGAUUGAAGAAGCCACAAAAGCCGUUGAAGAAUUCAACCAGAAAACACUAGGCGGUCGACAAGUUGUUGUAGACUACGCUCGCAAUUUUAUCUCACGCUCCCCAAUUGACAGCCAACCCAGCAACACGCUUCAUAUCGGUGGCAUGGCCUACGAGCUUACAGAUCGUGAUAUCCAGGCGUUGUUUGAAGAUGUUCCAAAUAUCAUCGAUGUCCGGAUUCCCGUUGAUCGACGCUCAGGUAUACCGCGUGGGUUUGCGCAUGUUGAGUUUGAUACAACAUUGAAUGCGGCCCGGGGAAUGGAGAUUUUGAAACGAAAGACACCAUAUGGCCGUCCUAUCAAAGUUUCCUUCUCGACUCAGAAGACCGUGGGCUGGCGAGCGUGGAAUAGGGACGUGGAAUCUUCGGAAGAAAUUAUUUAG